This is a messenger RNA of Lactuca saligna, 675 nucleotides long. The record is from the annotation of a GenBank genome assembly. Lineage: Eukaryota; Viridiplantae; Streptophyta; Magnoliopsida; Asterales; Asteraceae.
AUGUGGGGAGUAUGGGUGAUCGGACAACAUUUAUCUCCACUAGUUAAAAAGGGGAACCCUUCUCCUUUAAGAUUAGCCAAGUUUGAAACAGAUCUUCUCUCAUGGAUCACAAUAUUAGAUGCCUAUAAAGAUGGUGGCAUUCUUAAGAGAGUAGUGAAGAAGGGGGAUGAAACAGGACAACCUUGCGAUUUGGAUGAGGUUAUAGUGAAGUAUGUAGUGAAGCUACCCGAUGGUGUUAUAAUUUAUGAAUCACCAAAAGAAGGUGUUGAGUUUUACUUGAAAGAUGGGGUUACAAUUACAUCACUACCCAAUGGUUUCUCUCCAAUUCCACCAAAUUCUAUGCUUCAUGUUGAAUUGGAAUUGGUAUCUUUCAAAUCUGUAGUUCAUAUGACAAAUGAUUCAAAGAUGAUUAAGAAAAUACUAAAAGAGGAUGAAGUUAGGUAUACAGGUAUGCUAGAAGAUGGAACUGUGUUUGAGAAAAAGAGUUUUGAUGCAGAUGAAGAACAAGUGAUUUGUGGGUUAGACCGAGGUGUUGCAAGAAUGAGGAAGCGGGAGAAAGCAAUAUUAACAAUCAAUCAUGAAUAUGGUUAUGAAAGCCAAGAAAUAAAUUGUGAUUUGGCUGAAAUUCCUCCUUUUUCAAAUUUAAUUUAUGAAGUUGAAAUGAUCCAAUUUUAA